Molecule: messenger RNA, 5046 nt
Organism: Plasmodium gaboni
Lineage: Eukaryota; Apicomplexa; Aconoidasida; Haemosporida; Plasmodiidae
Product: putative DNA repair protein REV1
Exons: 1
Coding region: 1-5046 (1681 amino acids)
Biological process (GO): error-prone translesion synthesis; error-free translesion synthesis
Cellular component (GO): nucleus
Molecular function (GO): damaged DNA binding; DNA-directed DNA polymerase activity; deoxycytidyl transferase activity
Source: RefSeq, a predicted model, not a curated record
AUGGAUAUAGAAUAUGGAGGAGCUAGAGAUUUUGAAAAAUAUAUUUGUAACAAGGAAGAGAAGAUUCCUCUAUCUUAUAAUAAAAAAUAUAUUGCCGAAAUAGAAGAGAGUCAGGAGAAAUGUAAGAAUGAUUCAUUAUUAUUUAUGAAUUGUAAUUUUUAUAUUGAUGAUUUUGUAAGUUUUUUCUCUAUAUGUAAUACAUUAGACAAUACUAAUACCCAAACGAAAUGUAUAUAUGAGAAUGAAAAAAAUUCAGUGCAACAUUCAAAUGAAUUAAACAAUAAUAUGAAUAACAAUAGUAUUAAUAAAACAACGUUAGGUAAGUUAAAUAUGGAAAAUAAGAUGGAAAAUAAUUAUACUUUUAUUAAUGAAAAUAAUAAUUAUUAUAAUAAUUAUAAUAAUUAUAAUAUAAAUAAAAUACAUAACAAUUCUGCUUUUGAAUAUCAAGAUAUGGAUAGAACACCCAUGAAAAAUCACAUAGAUAAUAAUAAUAAUAAUUAUGAUGAUGUUAAUACUUAUUUGUAUGAUAAUUAUCUAGAAAGCCAAUUUAAUCAAACGAUAAGAAAUCGAUACAAUUAUACUCCCAAUGAUCAAAUAAGUACUUGCGCAAAAAGUUUUAAUACAUGUAUAAAAACUUAUGAAGAACAAUCUUCUUCAAGUUCUAAAAAGAAUGUAUAUAAUUCUUAUAUUAACAAAAAAGAGAAUCUUGAAAUAUUAAUAGUUCAAAAUGGUGGUGUAAUACAUAAUACUUUGACCAACAAAGUAACCCACAUUAUUAGUAAUAAUAUGGCAUUAGGUUCUAAGAAAUAUAUGGAUUAUAAAAAAGCCAUAAAAAAAUCUAAAGUCUUCAUAGUUAUAGAUAAAUAUAUUUUUGAUUGUGUAAACAUGAAAUGUCGUUUACCUGAACAAUCAUAUUUGCCUUCCAUGUUACGUUACAACUGUCAUCAAAUAACCGAAUAUUUUUCCUUAAAAAAAAAAGAUAAGGAAAAGAACAACAAAAUGCAAAAAAAAAAAAAUUAUGAUCAAAUAUUUUUGAACGAACAUAAUAAAGAAGGGGAACAAAAUAAUGUAAACAUUUUAGAUGUCUCAAAAUGUGAUAAACAAUUAAAUGAUUAUUAUAUGGAGAAAAAUAUAAAUACAUGUGAUAAUAAGACAAAAGUUAAUAAUAAUUUAAAUACAACUGAUAUGUAUGGAACAAAAGAUGACAAUAAUUUAUUAGUACAAAAAGGUAUGUGGAACGAUGACAAUUUGAAUUAUAUAAAGGAACAAAAGCUUACUGAAGAAAAUAAUAAUAAAGAAAAAAAAGAAAACAUUACUAAUAAUAAUAAUAAUAAUAAUAAUAAUAAUAAUAUGAAUAAACACCUAGAAAUAUUAAAUAUGAAUAUGGAUUAUGAAAAUGUAAAAAAAUUUAUAAUAUGCAAUUCGAAUGAAUAUUUCAAAAGGUUACAAGAAUAUUAUUUGGAAAAAGAGUUAAAAGAAAAUAUAUAUAUUAACGUUUCAUCAAAUUUAUAUUUAAAUAAAAAUACAUUUGAGGAUUUUUCUAGAAAAUACAGAAUAUUAAAUUAUUUAAGUGAUGAAGAAAUUAAAUGGUUAAAAUGUCAAAGUGAAUUAAAUAUAAAUAUAAAAAACCUUUGGGAAAAUGAUAUAAUUCAUUUUUUCUUUGACUUAGUUUUAAGAAAAAAAGAACAAUUCAACAAUAAUACUAUUGCUAAUAAUAAUAAUAAUAAUAAUAAUAAUAUAGGUGAUAAUAAUAAUAGUAAUAUUGAUAAUAAUAAUAAUAAUAAUACACAAUCAUGUAUAGAUACAAAUAAAUCAAACAGUUAUAUAUCUGAAAAAUUAAUAGACAGUAUUAGCGCUUAUCUAUACAAUUCUCGAUUAUACAUUUUGGGUAACUGGAAUUAUAUAUCUAAAGAAUUAUUUAAUUUUGAUGAUAUAAAAGAAUAUGAUGAGAAGGGUUCCAAAAAAUUCGUUUACUUAUAUAUCGAUUUUGACAAUUACUUUUUAAAUGCAAGUAUAAGUAAUAAAAUGUGUAUGUAUGAGAAAAAGAAGUUGAUGAAAAAUGAAAUAUUUUGUGUAUGUCAUAGUUUAAAAAAGGAAGAUAGUUAUGGUAUUAUUAGUUCAACAAAUUAUUGGGGAAAAAAAAAUAAAAUACUUAAAGGUAUGGUUAAAGGGGAAGCUACAAAAAUGCAUAAGAAUAUAAAUUUUGUAAAAUAUGAUUUUAGUAAUAUAUUAAAAUGUAGUUAUUUAUUUUUAUUAGUAUUAAUAAAUUAUUCAAAAAAUGUUCGUGUAUUAUCAGUAGAUGAAUCAAUACUUCAACUUUUUUAUGAAAAAGAACAAGACAUUUUUAUAAUAUCUAAAAAAAUUUCUAAUGAUAUAUAUAGACUAACCAAUUUAAGUGUGUCCAUAGGAAUUUCUCAUGAUUUAAGUACAUCAAGAAAAGCUUUAAAGUUUUGUAAAAAGCGUUUUAUGUUUUUUGAUUUUUAUCAUCAUUUUAAUAUUUUUAUAAAGAAGUAUAUUAGUUUAAAAAAUAAGGAGACUAACAUGAAUGCAGAAGGUUCCAAUGAUAAUAUUAUGAAAAGUAAUAAUAUAUCAAAUGGUAAUAUUAAUAAUACAAAUAAUAUAUCAAAUGAUAAUAUUAAUAAUACAAACACAAAUAAUACUAAUAAUACGGGUGAUUAUGCACUCAAAUGGAUGAGUGACAAUUUACUUAAGGAUUUAUUUAAGGAAUAUCUUUCCUUUGAAGAAAAAAGGAAAAGUAAAUUAAAUUAUAAUGUAAAUAAUAAAGAUAUAUAUAAUAUUAAUACAGAUAAUAUAUAUUUUAUGAAUCUUAUAAAAGGAAAGAGAGAAGAAGAAGUUGAAUAUAUUUAUAAUAAAUUCCUUGAAAUGAAUAAAGAAAAUAUUGAAGAUAUUGUAAAUACAUAUUUUGAAGAAGUAACUCAUCCAAUAAGUAAAUAUUUUUUUUUUUAUAAACCAAAUGGAUAUUAUUUUAAUAUUUUAAAAAAUAUAAAUUAUUUGAAUGGAUAUUUUAUUUCAUUUAAUAUGUAUUAUCUUCCACAUAUUGAAAAUAAUAAUAAUAAUAGUAAUAAUAAUAAUAAUAAUAGUAAUAAUAGUAAUAAUAGUAAUAAUAGUAAUAAUAAUAAUAAUAAUAGUAAUAAUAAUAAUAAUUGGUUAAAUAACAAAAUGGAUAGAAAUAUAAAUAAAAAAGAAUUAGAAAACAACGAUGAAAAGAAAAGUAUUAAUAUUAGUGUCAAUUAUGGUGUGAGAUUUAAUAAAAUAAAUGACUUUUAUUAUCUCAUAUAUUUCAUGACCAAACAGUUGUAUUUACGUUUAAAAAUAAAGAAUUUGAAAGCUAAACUUUUAAAUGUAAACUUUUUUAUGAAAGCUGAAAAUGAAAAUGUAAAUCCUAUGAAAUAUCUUGGUAGAGGAAGAGUUAUUAGAAUAAGUAGUAAAAUUAAAUUAAAUCAACAUACCAAUUGUUUUUUUGUAUUUUUUUUUAAAGUUAUACAUAUAUUUGAUUUCUUAGCAAAUAAUUUAAGUGAUUUAAGAGGCGUCCAAAUUAUUUGUUCAGAUACUAUUAAUGAAAACAAAACGUAUGUUAAUAAAAAAAGUAUUUUAUAUUAUUUCUACGUAAGUGAAGAAAAAAAUAUUAAAAACAAGAAAAAAUGUACAUAUGUGUCAAGUUGGAAAGAUGACAAUUUUUUAGAAAUACCACAAAAAGGAAAUGACAAUGAUCAGGUUGAAGAAAAAAAUGUAAGAGAUCUACACAAAAUAAAUGAAAAUAAAAUAGACCUGCAUAAAAUAAUGUUAUCACCACAACAGAAAAAUAAAAUAAAAAAAAAAGAAAUAAAUGGAAAUGUAUCAAAAAAUAAUAUAAAUGGUUCAAGUAUAUUAAGUUAUAUAAAAGAUAAAAAUAAAGGCACUAACAUAUUAAGAACUCAAAUUAAUUGGACACAUAAUAAUAAUAAAAAAGAAAUUUAUAAAACUGUAAGAAAAGGAACAAGUACAAGAAGAAAAAUAAAAAACAAAAUAAAUACACAUAUAUGUUAUGAUAAAAAUGCAAAGAAUAAUAAAUCAUAUGAGUAUGGAUAUAAACAAAAUAUUCUAAAUUAUUUUGUAAAUAAUAAUCAUAAUAGUAAUAAUAUAAGUCAGAAUCAAAUAAAUAAGAAGGAAAAUAAUUAUCAAAAUAAUCAAAAUAAUCAAAAUAAUCAAAAUGUUUCUUUAUCUUCUUCAUCAAAAACUAUAAAUAAAGAUUUAAAAAGAAAAUGUAACAUUCUAACAAAUAAAGCUAAUUUUUUAAAUAUUAGAAAAAAGAUAAAAAUUUCGAAGAAUCAUAAAAUAUCCGACUUUUUUCCAAGUAUAUUAAAAAAAAAUAUAUAUAUAAGAAAUAAUAAAAAUAUAUAUGAUGAUGAAAUAAAAACAUAUUCUAAUGGAAAUAUUAUAAUGCAUACUAAUAUAUUCGACAGUAUUAUUAAUAAGAAAAUAAAAAAAGAAAAUGAUGAAGAAAAAGAAGAAAAUGAAUUAUAUGAUGAUAAUAACUGUGAUAAAAAUUAUAACAUGAAAAAAGAAAAAUACACAUGUUGUUAUGUCUGUUAUAAAGAAAUAAUACAAUGUCUAUUAAAUAAGGAAAAUUUAUUUCAAGAAAAUCAUAAUUGUACUGAUUUAUGUACAAAUGAUAUAUUUUGUUUUACAUAUAUUAGUAAUAACUUAUUUUUAUUCAAUCAAAAAAAUGAAAAAUUAAAUUUAUAUUUAUAUAUAAAAAAAAUUAUCAAUUCAUAUAGAUCAUAUUUUAAUAACAAAUUCAAUGAACAUGAUUGUCUUUGUGAUAAUAUUUUAAAAAAAAAUGAAGAAAAUAUAUAUUACUUAAAUAAGUUUAUAGUAAACGUUAUAGAUGAUAUAUGUGAAAUAUUGCAUAAAAAAAGAUAUAUUGAUGUUUUACAAAAUUUUCUAAAGAAUUUUAAGUAUGUUUGGUCUUUAAAUAAUCAACUAUUUCCGGACAUCUUUCAACGAAUAUUAAUCAAAUACAAUAUAAAUCAUAUGACAACCUAA